AUGGCCGCCAGCCCGUCUGCCUCCCCGGCUCCCACCGGCGCGCGCGUCCGGGACACCAUGUCCAGGCACUCAACGGUGCUCGUCAGGGGCACGCACCAGUUCAGCAUCGUCGGCUUCAGUCUACACCAGAGGGCCGGCGUCGGAAACUUCAUCCGAUCCGAUGCCUUUGAGGUCGGAGGUCACAGCUGGGCAAUCAGAUGCUACCCCGCCGGCAAUAGAGAGGAAGAAGAAGGGUACCUAUCACUGUACCUGGAGGUGUUGAGCACCCCUACUUUAGAGAAGACCACGGUGAAGUACAGCUUCGAGAUCAAUGGCCCUGCCGGAACUUCGCCGCUUCUUGCCCAGCCGUGCGCAUGGGACGACUUCACCACCGAUAACAUAUCAUGGGGGUACAAAAAGUAUGUCAAGGUAGAUUCUCUUGAUUCGCGGUACUUGAGGAACGACUGCCUCGUAGUGCGUUGCACCGUCGAGGUUCAGGAGUCGAAGACCGGAGCGACCACGUCCAGCUCCAUCACGGUGCCGCCCUCCGGUAUCCGCCAGGACCUCGCGCGGCUCCUGGACAGCAAGCGGGGGGCGGACGUGACCUUUCAGGUCGGCGGGAACGACUACGCCGCGCACAAGGCGGUGGUCGCGAUGCGGUCGCCGGUCUUCUGCGCUCAGUUCUUCGGGGCACUGGCGGACAAGCCCGGCAGCCGCCACGUGAGGAUCCACGACAUGAAACCCGCGGCCUUCGAGGCCGUGCUCCACUUCAUCUAUACGGACGCCUUGCCCCCUGUCUUCAAGGACGACUCGAAGCAGAGCCACAGAGAGAUGAUGUGCGACUGGCUUGCGGCGGCGGACCGGUACGGCCUGGAGAGGAUGAGGCUGCUGUGCGAGAGCGCGCUGCACGAGACCAUUGACGUGGAGAACGCCGCGUGGACGCUCGAGCUGGCGGACCGGCACCAUUGCCCACAGCUCAAGGCUUUCUGCGUGGAUUACAUCGUGUCUCCUGGUGUCCUGACGGAUGUGAUGGCAACCGAGGGGUACAAGCAGCUAAAGACGAAUUGCCCAUCUCUUCUUGUUGAUGUCCUGGAGAAAUUAACUUGGAAGUAG
Molecule: messenger RNA, 1092 nt
Organism: Triticum turgidum subsp. durum (durum wheat)
Lineage: Eukaryota; Viridiplantae; Streptophyta; Magnoliopsida; Poales; Poaceae
Source: the annotation of a GenBank genome assembly